CAGGCAGAUAAGCAGAGAGAGAGGAAGCUGCUGCUGCAGUUCUGUACAGUUUCGCGAGUUCGGAGUGCACAUUGCAUCUCGGUUUUUGUUGUACUCCCCCCCCCCAACUCGGUUGCUCCGUUGGGCUCGAUAGUGACUGCAUCGAGUGCAUUACUUUCCCGUGUGCUUCGUUGUUUUCGUUCGUUCAGUCCCCAUCCAGUGCAGUGUACGGAGUGGUUGCUGUGUGUGUGUGUGUGUGCGUGUUCACGGACGGUGCGCGACCUCUUACCACGGGCGGGUGUGAUUUAGCGAAUGUGGUUGCAUCGUGCCACAACACUGUGCAACAGAACAGUGGGUGGAACAGUGGGUCCAAGUUGCAUCACCGUGGCCGUUCGGUUCGGUGUGUCUGCUGUCUGUGUUAAGAUCGCCCGUUCCCGUACCUUUAGAAGCCAGCAGCGAUGGAGGAUUACAAAUUUCUGUUCAAAGUCGUCCUGGUGGGCAACGCGGGCGUCGGCAAAACGUGCCUGGUGCGAAGGUUCACCCAGGGGCUCUUUCCGCCCGGCCAGGGUGCCACGAUCGGGGUGGACUUUAUGAUCAAAACGGUCGAGGUGGACAAUCAGAAGAUUAAGCUACAGAUCUGGGACACGGCCGGCCAGGAGCGGUUUCGUUCGAUCACGCAAAGCUACUAUCGAUCCGCGUCCGCCCUCAUACUAGUGUACGACAUUAGCUGCCAGCCCACGUUCGACUGUCUGCCCGACUGGUUGCGCGAAAUACAGGAGCACGCAAAUUCGAAAGUGUUAAAAAUUCUCGUCGGCAACAAGACGGACCGGGACGAUCGGGAGAUACCGCAGGAGGUCGGGGCCGAGUUCGCGAAACAGCACGGCAUGUACUUCCUCGAAACGUCCGCCAAGCAGGCGGACAAUGUGGAGCGGCUGUUUUACGAUAUUGCGGCAGUACUGAUUGAGCAAGCCCGCACGAAAGAGUUUACGCUGCGCAGUGAAACGAGCGUCCUGACGAAUCUCUCCCAAAAGACGAUCUACCAUCCGAGCUGCUGCAGCAUCGGCGAUCGGAACCACGCGCGCAGCAGUAGCACCAGCGACGCACACUACUCGGACAGCUCCGGGCCGGGCAGCAUCGGCAGCAAUAGUGGUAAUUUUAUCACCCAGCAGUAAGCGCUUGCAGCGAACGAAAAACAACAGCAAAGCAGCAAAAACAAGUAAAGAUACCUUGAGAAGCCCAGGACAGGGGGGGGGGAACGAUUCUGCUCCCCAUUUUGCUGCCCGGUGUGCAAUAUCCGUCGGGAAGCUGUAUGUGUGUGUGUGUGGGAAGGUUCGAAUCAGCACAGCUCCCGCAUUGGGAAAUAUUACAAGGGAGUUUCAAGGAGUUCUCAAAAUUUUCGGACAUGUUGCUGACUCUUUAUUGCGGGACGUUUAACCCCAAUCCAAUAGGAAUUUCCAAUAUUGCUGUUCUAAAAGCCUUUUAGAACAGACAACAUGGAAAUUCCUAUUGGAUUCACUAACGUCACAGUUCACUUCCUAUAAGAAAGUGUCAAAGAAGUGUUCCAAAAUUUUGAGAACCCCUUGAAAAACUCUGUAAUCAUGCGCACAAACAGACAAACACAACCACUCACACACACACACACACACAAAAGACAUGAGAUUUUUCAAUGGUACCAAAAAACAACUACCAAUAAAGGAAACCGUUUCGCGUGUGCUUCUAAGCUCAGCUAAGUGAAGCGACACCGAAAACACAACACUGUGGCUGGGAUCUAAGGGGGUUUGCGCAAUGAAGGGAGCCGGCGGGUCGUUGAUAUAAGAUGUAAGGUUUUAGACUAUGUUCCUGUGUUAAUUUUAGCGAUAAAAUAAAUGAAUUUACAGAAAAAAAGA
Molecule: messenger RNA, 1865 nt
Organism: Anopheles arabiensis
Lineage: Eukaryota; Metazoa; Arthropoda; Insecta; Diptera; Culicidae
Gene: Rab30
Product: ras-related protein Rab-30
Exons: 4
Coding region: 438-1151 (237 amino acids)
Cellular component (GO): trans-Golgi network
Molecular function (GO): GTPase activity; GTP binding
Source: RefSeq, a predicted model, not a curated record